This is a messenger RNA of Moneuplotes crassus, 1596 nucleotides long. NCBI's taxonomy places the organism in Eukaryota, Ciliophora, Spirotrichea, Euplotida, Euplotidae. The record is from the annotation of a GenBank genome assembly.
AUGUCAAAGGUCCAAAAGUAUAGCAAGUUUUCUAUAUUCGCAAGCUUUGAAGGAGAAGCCUUGAGCGAUGUCCUUACUCUCUAUGGUGUUGACGAUAAAGGAGAUAUAGGGUGAUACUUAUAGGCUGUACUGUAUUCAAAUUGAAGCUGAAAUCAGGAUUUUCAAAGCUCUUCAUUAUUAGCUCAGCUGCAGAAAUAAUUUCUCAUGCUAUAAAAUACGAAAGUGUUACUAAAAACCCGAAGAAGUGGAUCGACCAUUGUGAUUUUCAGUUGAUCGUUGAUGAUAAAUCUGCAGUGGAUUACAACUAUAUUAAUUUAAAAUUUCAUCAUUUUCAUGAGCCCCAGGCUCCGUUUAUUAGAAGGAUUGUUUCUAAUAUGUUCAUGAACGGGCUUUCACCAGGGAUCAUCGGCUACUCAACAGAUUCUUCUAAGAAAUCACUUGCACCAGAUAUAGAGGUGUUUAUGAAGAAAUCACUAGGUGUUGCGGUAUUCCAACUUGAGAAGCCAGAACUUGAUUGCAUAGUUGAUUGUGUGGAAAUAGACUCCAGCGAUCUUCCUGAGUUUCCAGUCUCCAUUGGUGAUUCAGUGCUGAUGUACGGCUCCGGCUUUAAUGUUUACUCCCCUGAAUAUUUCUCCAUGGCUGUUGAUAAAGGAUAUAUCUCCCAAAUAAUCGGGCACGGUGAGAGCUACCUGUGUAAUAUGAAUAUCACAGGUGCUUCUCAGUGAUAUCCAAUUUGGAAGGAAGAAGAUGACUCCUUGAUAGGAAUAAAGCUGCCUGUAUUUGUGAAUCAUAAAUAAUAUGUAUACUUAUUCCUUCAUUUUGUCGAUAAGGUGACUAAUUAACAGUCUCACUUACGGAAGUAUCACCAUUCCUGAGUUUAUUAAUGACCGUUUCUCAGUGAUCUCUCAGUCAAUAGUGAUGAUUAGAGCUGGAGGUCAUUAUGGAACAGGUGUGAUAAUCCAUCCAGCAGGGUAUGUCCUUACUAACAGACACGUUGUUGAAAAUGACCAAGAAAAUAUCGUGGUGAAUGAAGAGUUCAAUGCUAAAGUGUUUUGAUGCUCUAAAGGUCUAUACGACCUUGCUCUGAUCAAAAUGAUGCCUACUAAAAGAGGGAAUCAACCUUCAAAGCCACUGCCACCAUUUAAGAUACUAAUCCCUUACACAGGGAGACCUAAAAUAGACUUGAAGGAUGAAUAUUACACUACAGGAUAUGGUAUGUGGUCUAUAAUUCAAGCUCCAGCAUUUUGUAAGGGAUAUUUACGGAAACUUGUCAUGCACACUGAUAACCAAGGCAAUUACAGGUGACAAUUUGUGGCCCAUUCUUGAGAUCUUUAUGAUGGAAGUAGUGGAGGACCUCUCAUCAACUCUAUCGGUCAAGUUGUUGGAAUAAAUUUCCAAAAUAUAAAAUACAAUUAUUUCGAAGAAAAGAAGACAAAGACUAUUAUUUACUCUAAGCUUGGCUUUGCCAUCUCUCACGAAGUGUUCAGUGAGAUCUACACGAUCCUCUUCAAUGAGGGACUCACCGAAGAGGAGAAGCAGGAAUUCAUCCAAGGGCAUUACUGCAUGUCGUACCAAGGAAAGCCAUUAUUGAACUAA